GUGUCUCGGCUCAACGACAGCAAAGCAUUCGCGCGCAAUUUCUAACAUUGUUUAUCUUGUCUUGUCAAUGGUUUUUCUUUUGUAACUUAGCAACUUUCAUACUUUAAAAUCUUACAAAAUAUUUAAACUUUCAUGAUUCAGAUCGACUUUCCUCAUGGAGAAUAGAGAGAUCGAUAGCGAUAAAUUAAUCCAGGAAGUGCAUAAAUAUCGAAGUUUAUGGGAUCAGACAUCGCUGGAUUAUCUAAAUAGUAGCUUAAAAAUUAAAGAAUGGGCGUUGGUAGCCCUCGAGAUGGAUUGUUCAGUGGAAGAAGUAAAAUCCCAAUGGAAAGCACUAAAAGAUACCUUUAUUCGGGAAAUGAGGAGAACAGCAAAGAGUGGCCAAGGUUCAAAGUGGAACUAUUUUGAUAGCAUGUCUUUUCUUUUUCAAGGUCUCAAUACCUUAUUACUACCUAGUGCAAUCUCACAAUCCUUAACUGAAUUUGACAGUCCAUAUGCAUCUUCUAUUAGCUGUGAAAAUGAGUUUUCUGAAAAUUCUUCUGUAGCAUAUCCUGAGGAAGAUCCAAAAUCAUCUCAAAGAAAAAAAGUAAAAUUCAAUCAAGAAAACACUGAUGGCAUUUUGCACUCAACACCUUAUCAAUCAGUUUCUCCAAUUCAAUUCAACGGACCUCGUCCAGAAGACUUUAAUGAAGACUAUUAUUUUCUCCUAAGCUUAUUACCAUCUUUUAAACGCAUGCCUGAUCAACAGAAAAUGAUUUUAAAAAUCAAAAUCAUGCAAGAAGUUUGCAAUGCUGCUCAUGGAGAAUCAGUGUCUAAUCUCAGUCCUAACUCGUCUAGUGGAAUAGGUACAUGUUCAUCAGAGUUUUUAGUUGAUACCUAAUCAUUAUUUAAAAUAUUAUUGUUUUAUAUGUUGUAUAUAGUUCUUAACAUUAAUUUUUUUGCAAUAUAUAUUCGCUUAUGAAUAUUUAAUAUUCUUCUAUAUAUUAUUAAU
Messenger RNA from Argiope bruennichi, 988 nucleotides. RefSeq lists its product as uncharacterized. The transcript has 2 exons. The record is from RefSeq and is a predicted model, not a curated record. Lineage: Eukaryota; Metazoa; Arthropoda; Arachnida; Araneae; Araneidae. Gene Ontology annotation, molecular function: DNA binding. Gene Ontology annotation, cellular component: nucleus; transcription regulator complex. Gene Ontology annotation, biological process: regulation of transcription by RNA polymerase II. The coding region runs from base 155 to 877 and encodes 240 amino acids.